Molecule: messenger RNA, 895 nt
Organism: Papaver somniferum (opium poppy)
Lineage: Eukaryota; Viridiplantae; Streptophyta; Magnoliopsida; Ranunculales; Papaveraceae
Exons: 2
Coding region: 181-612 (143 amino acids)
Source: RefSeq, a predicted model, not a curated record
AAGACAGGACUCGUUCCGUCUGUAACCGUGGCUAAAAACGUACAACUCAUAAUCCCCAUAAAAAGACACAAUAAAACCCUAACCUGCCUGAGUUUAUUUUUCUCCCCGCCGAAAUCACACUGAAAGAAAAAGCAAAGGAGUCCAGGACUUUGGGUCUCUGAAUGUGCUGAAACUGCUUGAAUGCUUGUCAAUCCCAGUGCACCAUCAAUGCUUGCUCAAGGCGACGCUUCAUCUAGUUCAGGAGAUGAUGUGGACAUAUCAAAUGGUCGGAACAAACGUAAAACUGCAGCUGCUUCAAGUCCUGGCCCUCGUAAGAGAAACCGCAAGGGAGCCCCAGGGGAUGCUAUAGUGGAAGCUAUGUUAGAGAUUGCUGCUGCUUCAAAGAUGAGGGCAGCUGCAAUGGCGAAAAACGAAGAUCGGUUUUCUAUUAGUACAUGUAUUAAAGUACUAGAUGAGAUACAAGGACUGGAUCAACAGAUUUACUUCUUUGCUUUGGAUCUUUUUGAGAACCCUAAUGCUAGGGAGACAUUCAUAUCUCUGAAAAGUGAAAGAAGAGUGACAUGGUUGCAGGGCAAGUCAGGCGGCAGUCUCUCUGUUAGUACCAUGGUUUGAAAUCUGAAGGCCUUGGACCUUGGUGGAGCACAGGACCAGCCUUACCCCUAGGCAAUUUCACAACGCCUCAUAUUGUCAGAGGACAUACAUCUAGCAUAUUCUUCUUCUUCUAGUAGUUUAUCUUGUAGGUUAGAAAACUUAAUUCUCUAUGUUCUAUCAUUUAUAUUCAAAUAUGGUUGAAUGUACAGAGUAAAUGAAUUGAGCAAACAAGCUAACUGUCACACCUCAUAUGCAAUGGUUUUACUAUUGGAUUUGUGAGCAAAUGGUUCAUUUUGUUCACAGG